UGGCCAAAUUUUGCCGUGUUGGUUGGAGAUGGCCACGUCGCUUCUCUCUCGCUCGCCUUCUUUUCCACCUGCCCACACUAUCUCCGUAACUCCUCUUUUCGUACAGAAUACACACAUAUCCUUUAGGCCCCUUCAACGUCAAUCUCAGCCCCAUAGCAGAAGGAAAUUAAAAAAGAAAGAAGAAAGGGAAAACAAGCUUCAUUUGCAGUGAAACAGAAAGAAAGAGUGUAUAGGUUUGCUAAUGGCGGGUGGGUAUAUAGCGGAUGAGGACUACGAUUACUUGUUCAAGGUGGUUUUGAUAGGGGACUCUGGUGUGGGAAAAUCGAAUCUGCUUUCUCGAUUUACCCAGAAUGAGUUCAGCCUCGAGUCAAAGAAAACCAUUGGCGUCGAGUUAACCUCUCCCAUUCUCCGUGUCGAUGACACAAAAGUCAAGGCUCAGAUUUGGGAUACCGCCGGCCAAGAAAGAUUUCGAGCCAUCACACAACCAUACUACCGAGGAGCUGUUGGUGCAUUGCUUGUAUAUGAUGUUACCUGCCAUGUCACAUUUGAAAAUGUAGAGAGGUGGUUAGUAGAGUUACGGGAUCUUACAGAUAAUAUUGUCGUAAUGCUGGUGGGAAACAAGGCAGACUUGCAUCACUUACGUGCUGUUUCUACCGAGGAUGCAAAGGCCUUUGCUGAGAAGGAGGGCACCUACUUUAUGGAGACAUCAGCUCUUGAGUCAUUGAAUGUUGAGAACGCCUUUACAAAAGUACUCAAGCAAAUACUUCGAAAAGCGCUUGAGGUAGGGAGUGAUAACUAUGAUUACUUGUUCAAGAUGGUGUUGAUAGGGGACUCUGGUGUGGGAAAAUCAAAUCUGCUUUCUCGAUUUACUCAGAAUGAGUUCCGCCUCAUGUCAAAGUCAUCAACCAUUGGCAUGAAGUUCGCCACUCGCACGCUUCGUUUCGACGACCAAGUAGUUAAGGCUGAGAUUUGGGAUAUCGCCAGCCAAGAAAGGAAUGAUUUAGACUUUCAAAUGAAUUGUAAUAUUUGUUUCGCGAAAUCAUGCUACCGAGUAGCUGUUGGUGCAUUGGUUGUAUAUGAUGUUACCCGCUAUGACACAUUUGAAAAUAUAGAGAGGUGGUUAAAAGAGCUACGUGAUCAAAGUGGCCAAAAUAUCGUCAUAAUGCUAGUGGGAAACAAGGCAGACUUACGUCACUUACGUGCUGUUUCUACCGAUGAUGCAAAGGCCUUUGCUGAGAAGGAGGGCACCUUCUUUAUGGAGACUUCAGCUCUCGAGUCAUUGAAUGUUGAGAACGCCUUUACAGAAUUACUCACGCAGAUACUUCGAAAAGCGGUUGAGGUCGGCCUUGCCAAAGGGCGAAACCAUAAACGUUGGAGGCAAGGAUGAUUAACAGUAGAUCCGAUCCCUUUGCAAUGAUCCAUCUUCUGCCUUUCUGCGUUAGCUCAAUACAAGAUAAUGUUCCAACAAAUAUGAGCAUAGAUGUCGUAGAUUCCAUCAUUGAUUCAAUAUGCGUUAGCUCAAUACAAGAUAAUGUUCCAACAAAUAUGAGCAUAGAUGUCGUAGAUUCCAUCAUUGAUUCAAUAUUACGCGAGUGGAUAAGAAAUACACCGUUACGAAUUCAUGCAAA
Messenger RNA from Ipomoea triloba (trilobed morning glory), 1628 nucleotides. Its product is annotated as ras-related protein Rab11B-like. NCBI's taxonomy places the organism in Eukaryota, Viridiplantae, Streptophyta, Magnoliopsida, Solanales, Convolvulaceae. Bases 242 to 1387 code for a protein of 381 amino acids. Gene Ontology annotation, molecular function: GTPase activity; GTP binding. The record is from RefSeq and is a predicted model, not a curated record. The transcript has 3 exons. Gene Ontology annotation, cellular component: endosome.